This is a messenger RNA of Corythoichthys intestinalis (scribbled pipefish), 2324 nucleotides long. RefSeq names its product polypeptide N-acetylgalactosaminyltransferase 10-like. The record is from RefSeq and is a predicted model, not a curated record. Gene Ontology annotation, cellular component: Golgi apparatus. Gene Ontology annotation, molecular function: polypeptide N-acetylgalactosaminyltransferase activity. The transcript is spliced from 14 exons. Gene Ontology annotation, biological process: protein O-linked glycosylation. NCBI's taxonomy places the organism in Eukaryota, Metazoa, Chordata, Actinopteri, Syngnathiformes, Syngnathidae. The coding region runs from base 128 to 1948 and encodes 606 amino acids.
CGCCGUGUAGGAGGAGGAGGAGGAGGAGAAGAGCGGGGAGAGAAGCCUGACAGUCUGCCGGGGCUCGUUCACUUCCGCUCGGCUACCGCCGCUACGUUCCCUCGACUUGUUCAUCUCUCCCAGAGCAAUGAGACGGAAGGAAAAGCGGCUGCUGCAGUUCGCAGGGCUGCUCAUCGUGGCUUUACUCUUCCUCCCCAACGUUGGCCUGUGGUCCUUGUACCGGGAUCGAGUGUUCGACCGACCGGCGGCAACCACGGCGGACGAACCGGGUGGCGUCCAGCAGAAACAGGCGCUGAGCCAGAUGAGAAAGGAUGCCCAGGUGGGGCAAGAUGGCGUGCGUCGGAUAGACUGGCAUGACUACGACGCCAUUAGGAGGGAUGCUGCCAGACUUGGAAAUGGCGAACAGGGAAAACCUUUCCCCAUGUCUGAGGCUGACCGUGUGGACCUGGCCUACAGGGAAAAUGGCUUCAACAUCUAUGUCAGCGACCGCAUCUCACUUAAUCGCUCCCUUCCGGACAUCCGCCACCCAAAUUGUAAAGAGAAGCUAUACGCCGAGAAGCUGCCCAACACCAGUGUAAUCAUCCCGUUCCACAACGAGGGCUGGUCCUCGCUUCUGAGGACUGUCCACAGUGUCCUCAACCGCUCGCCUCCGCAGCUAAUCGCAGAGGUCAUCCUGGUGGACGACUUCAGCGAUAAAGAGCACCUAAAGGCAGCGCUGGAGGAGUACAUGAACCGCUUGCCGAAAGUGCGUAUCCUGAGGACCAAAAAGAGGGAAGGUCUGAUCCGGACCCGACUCCUUGGUGCCGCUGCUGCAAAGGCCCAGGUCAUCACAUUCCUGGAUUCGCACUGCGAGGCCAACGUUAACUGGCUGCCUCCACUACUUGACCGGAUUUCCCAGAAUCGGAAGACGGUGGUGUGCCCGAUGAUCGAUGUGAUCGACCACGACAACUUCGGCUACGACACGCAGGCAGGCGAUGCCAUGCGCGGGGCCUUUGAUUGGGAAAUGUACUACAAGCGCAUCCCCAUCCCUGCGCAGCUGCAGAAGGACGACCCCAGUGAGCCUUUUGAGUCUCCUGUGAUGGCAGGCGGGUUGUUCGCUGUGGACAGGAAGUGGUUCUGGGAACUGGGAGGUUAUGACCCAGGAUUGGAGAUUUGGGGAGGAGAGCAGUACGAGAUCUCCUUUAAGUUGUGGAUGUGCGGCGGUCGCAUGGAGGACAUCCCAUGCUCCCGGGUAGGACACAUUUACAGGAAGUAUGUCCCGUACAAGGUUCCUGGUGGAAUCAGCUUAGCCAAGAAUCUGAAGCGCGUGGCCGAGGUGUGGAUGGACGAGUACGCCGAGUACGUUUUCAGGCGGAGGCCCGAGUAUCGUCACCUGUCGGCAGGCGACAUGACGGCGCAGAAGGAGCUAAGAAGCCGUCUAGCGUGCAAGAACUUCAAGUGGUUCAUGAAUGAAGUGGCCUGGGAUCUGCCCCAACAUUACCCACCCGUAGAGCCGCCUGCCGCCGCCUGGGGCAAGAUCCGCAACGCAGGCAGCGGCAUGUGCAUGGAGGUCAAACACUUUGUGUCGGGCAGUCCUGUCCGCCUAGAGAACUGCGCUAAAAGUCGCGGCGAUGUGGCCUGGAGUCACGGACAGGUGUUGACACUAGGUUGGCGGGAGGACAUCCGCGUUGGAAACCCAGUGCACACCAGAAAAGUUUGCCUUGACGCCGUAUCCCACAGUAGCCCCGUCACUUUGUACGACUGUCACGGCAUGAAGGGUAACCAACUGUGGCGCUACCGAAAGGAUAAGAGCCUGUACCACCCGGUGAGCAACAGCUGCAUGGACAGCAGUAUCGCCGAGCGCCGCGUCUUCAUGAACACUUGUGACUCAACGUCGCUUAGUCAGCAGUGGAUCUUUGAGAGGACCAAUGCCACCGUCCUGGAACACUUCAACCAGGGCACAGAUUAACAUCACCAUUGCACGAUGGGAAAAAAAGAGGCUAUGUAACAAGCUGUUUGACAAACAGUCGAGGAAAAGGCGUCGUGAGGGGGCUGCUCGGUCCAAUAGACAAUGACCAUGUCCAGAAUCCAAUCACACCACAAGCGCUUGAGACCAGAAAGAAGGUGGUCCUGAAUGGGGGCGGGUGGUCCCCGAAGACUGGCCGAAGAAGUUUACUCUAUUUCAAGCAUCUGGAGUAGUGUCUCGGACAAUAAAGGAUGCUCACUGUGUCUUUUUCAGUCGCCAUUUGUGGAAACUCUUGAACUGGUGGACGACUUUUUUUUUUUCCAGAGAACACCUUGAUAGGACUUUUUAUUUUGUACACAAUAAAGAUGUUGUCUAGUAA